AUGCUUCGAAAUCGGAUUCUUACCGCAGGAGAAUCUGUUAUCCAUCCAAAGGUUGAGAGAGGUCUUACGGCUCUUGCUGAUGUUGAGGGUGCACGAAUUCAUCUCAAGCAGUUGACAAUUACACAUCAAAUUGCUAGUUUAGAGUCCCUUCAAGAGAUCCUUGUAAGGCAUUAUACUCGGCAACUUCUUCAUGAGAUGUACAAGGUGUUUGGUUCUGCUGGUGUUAUAGGCAAUCCCUUGGGAUUCACAAGGAGUAUGGGGCUUGGCAUUAGAGAUUUCUUGUCAGUGCCUGCUAGGAGCAUUUUUCUGGGCAUUGUGGCAUUUACAUUUGAUGACCAGGCUGUUUCAGAAGUGGAACAGCAGCAGAGUGGUAUUGCUACUCACUCUAAAGGUGUGAUAAAUGGAGUAUUUGAGGGACUCACAGGUCUUCUUCAAUCACCAAUUAAAGGAGCUGAGAAACAUGGCCUUCCUGGUGUCCUGUCAGGCAUAGCUUUAGGUAUUACAGGACUAGUGGCAAAACGGGCUGCUAGUAUUCUUGAAAGUAUUCUUGAAGUUACUGGAAAAACUGCAGAGAGUAUCAGAAAUCGGAGUAGGCUCUAUCAAAUGGGACAACAGCGCUUUAGAGUCCGUCUUCCAAGGCCUCUAAGCAGGGAACUCCCCGUAAGACCUUAUUCUUGGGAAGAUGCUGUUGGAACUUCAGCUCUUGUUGAGGCAGAUGACAGUCUGAGGCUCAAGGAUGAGAUUUUAGUCAUGUGCAAGGAACUUAGACAAGCUGGUAAAUUUGUCAUCGUUACACAGAGGCUUGUAUUGAUUGCUAGCUGCUCAAAUCUGGUGGACUUAGGCAAGCCUGAAUUUCGGGGUGUUCCUGCUGACCUUCACUGGGAAAUUGAAUCAGAAAUCCGUUUGGAGAGUGUUACACAUGCUGACUGUGAUGAAGGAGUAGUGCAUAUAGUCGGAAGCAGUUCAGAUGCCCCUUUGCGGCAAAACCAGAAAGCUAAAAGAAGCAGUGGAGCAAGGGCAGUUCGUUGGAGCAAUCCUACUGGCUCACAAAGAAGAUGCGUACAAUUUGUUGCAGAUUUUGUUUUCUGCAAUAGAAUUAGGAAAGUAGCAUGGGUGGGGAUGUAGGUAUCUUCUGCAACGAAGUAACAUCAAACAAUUCAGAGGCGGAGCUUGUUUACACUUGUUUGAAGGCAACUUCUCACAAUGCUAGUAGACAGAAAACUUGUUACAGACGAGAAGAUGUUUUACGAUGGAGUACGGCAAAUAGGUACAGAGUCGAGCUUCUUUUUACCACAGAAAACUUGUUACAGAAGGGAUUGAAUUUCGAAUGGAGUGAGAAACGAGUCACAGCAUUAAAAAUGCCCGAAACCCGUAGCAUACGCUUCCCCUUGUAGUGAUGUGUUACACAAUGAAAAGAUGGAAUUUCCUUUCUUGUGGUAGAUAGGCAACUUCCACAGAAAAAAUUGUACAGUAUACAGAGAUAAAGGUUAGUUUUCCACUUCCUGAUAUGGGAAAGUCCUCUUCAUAUUUUUACUUGUAUAUUUGUUGUUACUGAACCAUUGAAUGUAUAUGAAUGUUAGUCAGCAGUUAAA
This is a messenger RNA of Malus domestica (apple), 1592 nucleotides long. The record is from RefSeq and is a predicted model, not a curated record. Lineage: Eukaryota; Viridiplantae; Streptophyta; Magnoliopsida; Rosales; Rosaceae.